This is a messenger RNA of Lasiosphaeria miniovina, 875 nucleotides long. RefSeq lists its product as uncharacterized. Lineage: Eukaryota; Fungi; Ascomycota; Sordariomycetes; Sordariales; Lasiosphaeriaceae. The coding region runs from base 383 to 613 and encodes 76 amino acids. The transcript has a single exon. The record is from RefSeq and is a predicted model, not a curated record.
AGAUCAUCCGUAGAGCGAGUCACACAUGGCGCAGUAGUCUAUUGCCCUAGAACCGCCGAUACUAUCGGAGCCGAUAUUGACAAUCUCGACGUCCCAUUGUUGGGUUGCCCAGCCCGUCCGGCACCGAACACUAAGCUCGCUCAUCUCUUUUCCGACGUUGCAGCACCCAACCUUGCUUUUGCUUCGGGCCUCGUCAGUACAUGGGGAAAAAGAAGAGACGGUUGGAUGCUUUUUUUGCGAGAUUCCAGUUUAAGCCAUUUACCUCGUUCAGGGGGCAGGUAGAGAAAUACAUUUUCAUUCCGGGCCUAGCAGCCAACCCAUAGCACUAAUGCCAUGGUGGUAGGAGCCGACUCUGCGACGUUGAGCGAGUAAACGAGAGCGCAUGUCCAAUCAAUUGCUUCGACUUUUGUUUAAGCACGUUACCCCCUUUUUGUCUCUGCUUUUUCUGUCUGCCGUCAGCCGACUGGCCUCACCCCGCUGCAGUUUGCACAACCCUUUAUCCCUUUCAUCCGAAGCAGCAAACCAAGAACAAAGCAAGCCACCUACGCCGGCACUGGCAGCGUUGCCGGGAAGCUAUACCCGCAGUUCGGCUUCUUCUCGCAGUACGUCAUAGUGUGAAUAAACCUCAACUUCCCAUGCUCGACACGGAACUCGUGGCUGUCAGGCGCAUUCCCGAUACUGCCAAACUCGAGCAACACGCUCACGACACCCACACUCUCGUCAAUCACAUAACGGCGAUUCGGCAUGUCAUACGACUGGAUGACGCCGAGGUUACAAGUGUCAGACGGCAGGCCGCGGCCGGUAUAGGCGCCGCCCUCGAGGCGCGCACACGGCGAGCCCCACGGCACGGCGACGCUGGCAUUCUUGAACACGUC